Molecule: messenger RNA, 387 nt
Organism: Fusarium oxysporum Fo47
Lineage: Eukaryota; Fungi; Ascomycota; Sordariomycetes; Hypocreales; Nectriaceae
Exons: 1
Coding region: 1-387 (128 amino acids)
Source: RefSeq, a predicted model, not a curated record
AUGCACUUCGCCACCAUCCUCAUCACCGCGGUCGCGACCCUCGCAUCUACCGCAACAGCUGCCCCCAAGACUGAAACCUUCGCAACAGCCAGCGUCUACGCCUUCAACCGAGACAAGAACACUCACAAGUUCGUCGACGUUCCUUUCGGCAAGCUCACGCACAUUGACUACCAAAUCACCGAUCUUGAGCUCCGCGGCGUUCAGUUCCUUCUCCCCGACGGCGAAAAGAUCGACCCCGACAAGGUGACCUGUCAGAUGUACAAGGACAGCCUUGGCACCCAGCCUGGAAGCGCUGCUUUUACGAAGCAGACGCCUGCUCAUAUCAGUCUAUUCAACCCCGUUCAAUUUGGAUGGGUCUUGUGCUAUGUCAACGUUGGUAGUGCCUAA